UUAUCUGCCGCCGGCGGAGCUCGGCCCGCGCCCUCGGCGGCUGCCGGCUGCCCCGGAGCAGGAAGGCGAGGCGGGGGAAGCCUCGGGUGAACCGGGGCGGGGGGCUUCUCCCAGCCGCCCCGAGGGAGAGAUCUAACGCAGAGCCUCGUCCCUGAAGGUCACCAUGGCCGACAGAGCCGCUGCAGAACGAGCGUGUAAGGACCCCAACCCCAUCAUCGAUGGUAGGAAGGCCAACGUCAACUUGGCGUACCUGGGUGCCAAGCCGAGGAUCAUGCAGCCAGGUUUUGCCUUUGGUGUUCAGCAGCUUCAUCCAGCUCUCAUACAGAGGCCUUUUGGGAUCCCAGCUCACUAUGUCUAUCCACAGGCUUUUGUGCAGCCCGGAGUGGUAAUUCCCCACGUUCAACCCGCGGCAGCCGCUGCCUCCACUACGCCCUACAUCGAUUACACCGGAGCUGCCUACGCCCAGUACUCGGCGGCUGCGGCGGCUGCGGCUUUUGGCCAGUACCAGCCCCAACAGCUGCAGACGGAUCGUAUGCAAUAGCAGACGGACUCCCGAGGGAAGCUCGUUCUUUCUCUUCCUCUUUUUGGCCUUCCAGUAUAAGUAGUUAAUCAGAGACAAUUGAUGUUAACCAAGGAGCUUUAAGGAAAGCGACGCUAUUGCGAAACUAAAGAGUUUUUAUUCCACUGUCUUCAUACAGUAUGCAUCCAAAUCUUGUUGUUAGAGGGGAGGGGUAGUGCGGCAUGGCUAGUUUCGAGUAUCGAUCCAGAAGAAAAUGGGGAAAACAUACUGUACUGUCAUGAAAGAGUGGCAGGAGUAGCAAUGGGACUUCGUAUUUUAAAAGAAACGAGAACCAAAAAAGCAAAGGUGCAUUUUUACAGUAUCAGGGAAGCAAAACUGCCUUUUAUAAGUGAGAAAGUGGUAUUCAAAAAAUUCGAACCAGGGGAAAAAACUGAGUCAGCAAUAUGUAACCUUUAUCCAUUUAAGAGGAAACAAGCUUAAAGCACUGAUUGUCCCGUGUAGCUUUCAGAAGCUGUCUUCGUGAGAUGGCAUCUUCCCACCGUUUCACUAACGGGCAUCGAACAACCCAAGGAAGAUGGCCUGCUAGUAAGAUGGCGGACAGGCACCAAAGUUAUUUUCUUAUCUGUCCUCUGGAUGAGUGGAACUAUGGAGCAAGUGAUGUGGAAGUAAGGGGUGCAACAGCUGUAGAGACAAUCAAUAACACAGACAGUUCUGGACAGAACACAUCACUCAUGCUCAUGUGAUGAGCUUGUCACAUCCUAAUCCCUCGCCCCAUCCUGUUUCACUUUUGGGAAACUUUAACUGCUGGUGUCAGCUAUUCUGAUUCUAAAAUAGGAUCAGCCCUUUACUACAACAGCCUUCUCUUUCUAUUUAUUGCAUCUAUUCGUAACUUGUGAAUAAAGGCAGGAAGAAGCUUAAUGAAUUAAAACUUUUAAGAACUGUUUUAAGGGAAUUUUCUUUUCUGAAACCAUUUGUACGAUUUUAAUAUCUAUUUCAGGACUAUAUUUAAAAUAUUUAUUAGUGAACGUACAUUACACAAGGCAACUUUUGUUACCAAGACUGCAGUUCUUGAAGGGUUAAUGGUAUGUGAUUUAUACUGUGCCUUAAUUGUUAUGCUAUUUAAAAACAAAUAUUUAUUUUGAAAGUUUUACUAUGCUGUGCUCUAAAGAAAGCAACUUUAGAUGUGACACUGUAUAAUUAUGUAUUCAUCUCAUGGCAUAAAUUAUUUAGUAGACUUAGAUGUAGCAUAUUAAAUAUUAACCUAAUUAACUAAGGAUGUUGACUUGGAUUUAUUUAAAUUCAGUAUGUGCACUGUAUGAGGGUACUCUUAAAUUAACACUUUUUUUUUUCAGGUUUUUACAUUAAAUAUUGCUAGUUCAUUCUUUUUCCCUCUAAUAGUUCUUCAUGUAGACCUCUCAAGUACAUUAGUGCAGUUUUCUCACUCAUCUGUAUGUAGACUGACUAUUUUUCCCUUUGCUAGGAAAUGCUGCUUUACAUUGUCCUGUGAAACUACAAUACUUGCAAUUUUUAUUCUUGACCGAAAUGGAAUUUAAUAUUUUACACUGUAUUGGAUUUUUUUAUACUUGAACAAUUUCAUACAAGGGAAGACAGGAUAGCAUUUUUAUGGACUUUUAUCCAAUGUCACUGGAUUUAUUUUAAGUAUUCUGAGUACUAGCCAGUGUUACAAUGUAGACAUGACUCUUCUGUGCAUAUUAUUUAUUCAGUAUGUAUAUUGCUUUACAACAUUUCAGAUCUUUUAAUCAAUUCACUCAUAUUAAAAACAAUAAAAAAUGUCGUCGCA
Messenger RNA from Meleagris gallopavo (turkey), 2321 nucleotides. Lineage: Eukaryota; Metazoa; Chordata; Aves; Galliformes; Phasianidae. The record is from RefSeq and is a predicted model, not a curated record.